CAGACUUAAAUUCCAAAAUAUUCUCUGCUUCGGUCUCUUUUCUCCUUCCAUUCUACCUUUUUUAUUCCUUUGCACCUGCACUUGCGUGCACCUUCUCCAAUACAUAUGCCUCUUUUCUCAAGUUUCUUUUAUUCCCUCCGCUCCUUCUUCUAUAUUUCUCUUCGACCCAAGGAAGCUCUGAUUCUUCAAAAUAUAUGAAGCUCUAAUUAUCCUGCUUCCAAUUCUACACCAUUGAUAUUGCUCUUAUUUGAGUAAUUUUGGCUCCUCUUUGUUUCAAACUAAGGAGAAAAAGCUGUGGAAGUUUGGAGAAGAAGAAGAAGAAGAAAACGAAAACGUUUGGAAGGAUGGGCACAAGGGUUCGUCAGUGUCUCAUUUUCUUGCUCUUGGGUAUUUUCUUUUGUGCGGGUUCAAGUGUUACAGAGACAACUUUGGUUGGAGCAACCAGGCACACCCUAGAAUUGGACCAUGAAGAAUUACCAUCAUCCACUUCCAACACCAAAAGGGAUGUCAUCACACCAUUAGCAACAGUUCCAGUGGUCUAUCCGACUCCCAUUACGACUCCUCCGACAACCACAAGUCCGGUGGUAAAUCCAGACACCCCACCAGAAGCGCCAACAAUUCCAAGCCCAAGUACUACCACUCCAACCAUAGGGUCCCCAAGUACUACUACUCCAACCAUAGGAACCCCAAGUACAACUACUCCAACCAUAGGAACCCCAAGUAUUACUACUCCAACCAUAGGAACCCCAAGUAUUACUACUCCAACCACAGGAACCCCAAGUACUACCACUCCAAUCACAGGAACCCCAAGUACUACUACUCCAACCACAGGAACCCCUGCAUCAUCAAGUGGGAGCUGGUGUGUUGCAAGCCAAAGUGCUGCACAAACUGCCUUGCAGGUGGCUCUUGACUAUGCCUGUGGGUAUGGUGGUGCAGAUUGUUCGGCAAUUCAACAGGGAGGAGCUUGUUUCAACCCAGACACAGUUCGCGAUCAUGCAUCUUAUGCAUUCAAUAGCUAUUACCAGAAGAACCCGGUUCCCAAUAGCUGCAACUUUGGAGGAACUGCUGUUAUAACUAACAUUGACCCAAGUAACGGAUCAUGUUCGUUUACGUCAACCAGCACAAGUGCAACAAUUUUGAACACUACAAACCCAACGGGAUCAACAGUUUACGGAGCAGAACCUACUGGAUCCACCAAUUCAGCAGCCUUCGUCUUGCGUAGUUCAUGGAUAGUCUUCACCAUGGAAUGCCUGUUAGUUUCAGUUCUAGCAGUGAGAUGGAUCUGACAACAACUUCAACCCACAGCAUGGAAAUUCACUCAAGGGGAGGCUUUACAGAUUGAAUUAAGGAAUUAUAUACCAAGGCCGGCCCUUAAAAUCAGGCUACUACGAGUCUUCGACAGAUGAAUCUACCUCAUGAACUUGAGAAGUAUACAAGAGCAAUGUAUAUAUAAAGUGAUGGGUUCUUCUACUGGUAGAAACCAUGGAUAGCUAGCUCCCUUCUUUGUAGUGCUAAAACAAUAAAUUCUUUCAGAAAAGUCCAUCUGCUUUUGGACAGCUUUUGUUGUGCCUAGGCCAAUUUAAAGGAUUAGCUGCAGUAUCAAAAGAAAUCAAAGUGAUAAAAAGAUUGCCUU
Molecule: messenger RNA, 1633 nt
Organism: Telopea speciosissima
Lineage: Eukaryota; Viridiplantae; Streptophyta; Magnoliopsida; Proteales; Proteaceae
Product: integumentary mucin A.1-like
Exons: 4
Coding region: 345-1286 (313 amino acids)
Source: RefSeq, a predicted model, not a curated record